AUGGCACCCUCCCUUGAACAUUACGAAGAAGCUACUUCCGGUAUUCCUGUGAAGGUGCUUGGUACACAGAUUGAUGGCACCAAUGGAGCUGCGUCGCUACAGCUCGAGGAAGCCGACAAGCACGAUCAAGUGCUUCGUGUCUUCCGCUGCUUGAUUGCAGACUUGUGCGAACAAUUCGCCGGUGGCCACCCUGGUGGUGCCAUGGGCAUGGCAGCCAUUGGUGUGUCACUCUGGAAAUAUGCCAUGAAGUACUCACCAGCAAACCCCAACUACUUCAACAGAGAUCGCUUCGUCCUCUCAAACGGCCAUACAUGUCUGUUCCAAUACACUUUCAUGCAUUUGGUCGGGUACAAGAACAUGACCAUUGACCAACUCAAAUCAUAUCAUUCGGACCGAGCAGACUCGAUUUGUCCCGGACAUCCUGAGAUCGAGCACGAAGGUAUCGAAGUUACAACAGGUCCUCUGGGUCAAGGUGUUGCCAACGCUGUUGGUAUGGCGAUGGCAACAAAGCACCUUGCUGCCACCUACAACAAACCGAACUACGACGUUGUCAACAACAUGACCUACUGUAUGAUUGGUGAUGCCUGUCUGCAAGAGGGUGUUGGUAUGGAGGCUGUGUCUCUUGCUGGUCAUUGGAAGCUCAACAACCUUGCCCUCGUCUAUGACAACAAUCAAAUCACAUGCGAUGGUUCUGUCGACAUCACUUGCAACGAUGAUGUCAACGAAAAGAUGAAGGCCUGUGGUUGGAACGUCAUCGAUGUGACGGACGGUGUAUCGAACAUCUCGGGCAUCGUACAGGCUCUCGUCGCUGCCCGCGCGAGCGUUGACAAGCCCACGUUCAUCAACAUCCGCACAAUCAUCGGUAUCGGCAGUGCCUCGGCCGGUGAUGCAAAAGCUCACGGUGCUGCUUUUGGUGCCGAAGACGUCGCCAACAUCAAGCGUGCUUUCGGUAUGAACCCAGAGGAGCACUUUGUUGUUCCCGACACAGUCUAUGACUUCUUCCGUGAGGCAAAGUCACGAGGCGAGGACCUUGAGAAGGAAUGGAAUGCCCUCUUGGAAGGCUACAGCAAGGAUCACCCCGAGUUGGCUGAGGAAUUUAAGUUGCGUGUCGCAGGCAAGAUGCCCAAGGACUGGACCAAAUUCAUCCCGGCGAAGGGUAGCUUCCCUACAUCGCCUACACCUUCAAGGAAAUCCUCUGGCCUGGUUUGCAACCCUCUUGCCCAGAACCUCUCCAACUUCAUGGUCGGUACUGCAGACUUGACGCCUUCGGUCAACAUGACAUGGAAGGACAAGGUUGACUUCCAAAACCCUGAUCUCAAGACUGCUUGUGGUAUCAAUGGCAACUAUGCCGGUCGCUACAUUCACUGGGGUAUUCGAGAGCACGCCAUGGCCGCAAUCUCCAACGGUCUUGCCGCCUACAACAAGGGCACAAUCUUCCCCGUCACUUCAUCCUUCUUCAUGUUCUAUAUCUAUGCUGCACCUGGUAUCCGCAUGGGUGCCCUCCAAGGUCUACAGCAAAUCCACAUCGCCACUCACGACUCGAUCGGUACUGGUGAAGAUGGACCCACACAUCAACCUAUCGCCCUUGCAGCACUAUACCGCAGCAUGCCUAAUCUUCUCUACAUCCGCCCCUGCGACUCUGAAGAAACAGCCGGCGCCUUCAUCGCCGCCAUCAAAGCCGACACAACUCCAUCCAUCAUCUCCCUCUCCCGCCAAGCCCUCAUCCAAUACCCCGAAAACAGCAACCGCGAUGGCGUCCAAAAAGGCGCCUACGUCUUUAUGGAGCAAGAAAACGCCGACGUAACCCUCAUUGGCGUGGGCUCGGAAAUGUUCUGCGCGGUCGAGACCAAGAAAUUGCUGGAAGAACAGCACAAUAUCAAAGCUCGCGUGGUGUCAUUCCCCUGCCAACGCUUGUUUGAGCAGCAAAGUAAGGAGUACAAGCAAUCCGUACUACAGUAUCGCAGCAAUGCCCCUCGCGUGGUUAUCGAGGCGUAUGCUGUCAAUGGCUGGGAGCGCUAUGCCGAUGCCGGAUACUCGAUGCCCUCGUUUGGCAAGUCUUUGCCUGGCAAGACUGCUUACAAGCAUUUCGGCUUUGAUGCACAGGCCAUUGCGCCCAAAGUCAAGGCGUUGGUUGAGGAGGUCAAGAAGGAAGGUAUUGAGUCUUUGAGAGGAGACUUUAGGGAUUUGAACGGCACGAUGGGGUAUGGAAUGCACCACUAG
Messenger RNA from Aureobasidium vineae, 2220 nucleotides. The record is from the annotation of a GenBank genome assembly. NCBI's taxonomy places the organism in Eukaryota, Fungi, Ascomycota, Dothideomycetes, Dothideales, Saccotheciaceae.